Messenger RNA from Anoplophora glabripennis (Asian longhorned beetle), 1029 nucleotides. It is a transcript of the gene Doc, whose product is annotated as T-box transcription factor mls-1-like. The transcript is spliced from 3 exons. The record is from RefSeq and is a predicted model, not a curated record. Gene Ontology annotation, molecular function: DNA-binding transcription factor activity, RNA polymerase II-specific; RNA polymerase II cis-regulatory region sequence-specific DNA binding. Bases 1 to 1029 code for a protein of 342 amino acids. NCBI's taxonomy places the organism in Eukaryota, Metazoa, Arthropoda, Insecta, Coleoptera, Cerambycidae. Gene Ontology annotation, cellular component: nucleus. Gene Ontology annotation, biological process: cell fate specification; positive regulation of DNA-templated transcription; regulation of transcription by RNA polymerase II.
AUGGAUAGGAAGCAAUACUUAUCUAACAAUUAUAGUGAUUGUUGUGCUCCAAGUAGUUGCAAAGUUACUUUGAAAAAUAAAGCCCUUUGGCAGAAAUUUCAUGAAUUAGAGACUGAAAUGAUCAUUACUAAGUCCGGACGGAGGAUGUUCCCGUCCCUCCACGUGCAGGUCUCCAACUUAGACCCCCACGCCCACUACUGCAUCCUCCUAGAACUGACCGCCGCCUCCCACUGCCGUUAUAAGUACUCAAACUCCGGAGGUUGGGCGCCAACGGGUGCCGAAGAAGCCCAAAGCCCCCAACGAAUCUACCUACACCCUGAAUCUCCCGCUACCGGGGAGUACUGGAUGUCUCAACCCAUCUCCUUCGGUAGGCUGAAGCUUACCAACACACCAGCACCACCUGCGGGUCACCUGGUGUUAUCCUCCAUGCACAAAUACCAGCCUAGAAUAAUCAUCGCCAAGACUUCAGAUCCUAGAGCGGUCGCUUGGGCGCCCUCAGUAUCGGUAGCUUUUCCAGAAACCCAGUUCAUCGCCGUGACUGCUUACCAGAACGAGAGGAUCACCAAGCUGAAGAUCGACAACAACCCCUUCGCCAAAGGGUUCAGGGAGAACGGGCAAUCCAAGUGUAAGAGGAAGAGAGUUUUGGAGGAAAAAAGUGAGGAAUCGACGAAGAAAGAAGCUAGGGUGGAAUUACCACCUUCACCAAAGUCUGAAGACGAUAGAAUUUCUGUUUGUUCUCAAAGCUCAGCACCAUCUUCUCCAGAAGUUUGGUCCCAACGUAGCGAUAUUUCUCCCAAGUCCCCACAGAACUAUCCAAUUCCUUACAGUUAUAAACCAGUUCUACCAACGUCUGUCCUGUAUCCUUACUAUUAUCCUCACUAUCCUGUUUAUCCAGGAGUUUGGGGUGCUACCUCACAUUUCUACUAUCAGGCGACCAUGUUUUCCCCUCAUGAAGUCGUACAACCCGUGGAGAAGAAGCCGAGGAAGCUGACGGAUUUCUCAAUAAAAGCCAUUACAGGUUGUUCAUAA